GGGGGCGGGCGCGGAGGCGGCGCGGCGCGCACCGAGCCCCCGGAGCGGCGCGGCCGCCGCGGCGCAAAGUUAGCCCGGCGCCCGGACGGAGCCGCAGCCGCCGCCGCCCCCGGGGGGCCCCGCUCCGGCAUGGGCGAGCACCCCAGCCCGGGCCCCGCGGUGGCCGCCGGCGCCGAGGCGGAGCGCAUCGAGGAGCUGGGACCCGAGGCCGACGCGCGGCCGCCGGCGGCGCCCGAGGACCACUGGAAAGUCCUGUUUGAUCAGUGUGACCCCGGGAACACCGGCUACAUCAGCUCCGGCAAGUUCCGCAGCCUCUUGGAGAGCCACAGCGCCCAGCUGGACCCGCACAAACGGGAGGUGCUCCUGGCCCUGGCCGACAGCCACGCCGAUGGGCAGAUCUGCUACCAGGACUUUGCCAACCUGAUGAGCAACAAGCGGUCCAACAGCUUCCGCCAGGCCAUCCUGCAGGGGAACCGCCGGCUCUGCAGCAAGGCCCUGCUGGAGGAGAAAGGGCUGAACCUCUCCCAGCGCCUCAUCCGCCACGUGGCCUACGAGACCCUGCCCCGGGAGAUCGACCGGAAGUGGUACUACGACAGCUACACCUGCUGCCCCCCGCCCUGGUUCAUGAUCACCGUCACCCUGCUGGAGGUGGCCUUCUUCCUCUACAAUGGAGUGUCGCUGGAUCAGUUUGUGCUGCAGGUGACCCACCCACGGUACCUGCAGAACGCACUGGUGUACCACCCGCAGCUCCGAGCCCAGGCGUGGCGCUACCUGACGUACAUCUUCAUGCACGCGGGAAUAGAACACCUGGGCCUCAAUGUGGUGCUGCAGCUCCUGGUGGGGGUGCCCUUGGAGAUGGUGCAUGGAGCGACCCGCAUCGGGCUGGUCUACGUGGCUGGUGUGGUGGCAGAACUGGUCAGGCAUGAAGUGCCAAUUCAAGCUGCUGCGGAUGGGUGUGGCCUUGAUCUGUAUGAGCAUGGAGUUCGGGCGGGCCGUGUGGCUCCGGUUCCACCCGUCGGCCUAUCCCCCGUGCCCGCACCCGAGCUUCGUGGCACACUUGGGUGGCGUGGCCGUGGGCAUCACCCUGGGCGUGGUGGUCCUGAGGAACUACGAGCAGAGGCUGCAGGACCAGUCGCUGUGGUGGAUUUUUGUGGCCAUGUACACCAUCUUCGUGCUGUUCGCUGUCUUCUGGAAUAUCUUUGCCUACACCCUGCUGGACCUGAAGCUGCCCCCGCCCCCCUAAGGGCUGGAGGACGGAGAUCGGGGAGGGGAGGGAGACGUGGCAUCGGAAAGGAGCAUCUGGAUUCCGUUUUCUCAUCACCAGCUCAGGGAGGCCAGGAGGAAGAGGAUGAGACAUGCUGGGCGGACGGUGGAGGCUCUGUUCUGAAAGGCGCCUGCUGGAGGAGUUGGAUUGGCUGCUGCUGUUUUUCUAGACUCUUCCAAAGACAUCGGGCCAGCAGAGGCCUGGCGUGGGCUGAGAGGGGCUGUCCCUUUUGGGUGGGCCGAGAGCAGCCUCAUCCUCCACCCUGAGAGACCAUGGAGCAGGGGUGGGGAACCUCCUUACUGCCAACGGCCAUCUGGGUAUUUAUAACAUCAUUCACGGGCCACACAAAAUCAUCAACGUAAACAUCAGCCUGCUGCGUUUGGUCAAACAUUUGACUCAUCCGUAAUGCCUUGGCAGGGCCGGACGAAAUGUUUUCCCAGGCCUUAUGUGGCCCUCGGGCCGGACAUUCCCCACCCCUGCCAUAGAAUGUAAGGAAGGCCUGAGGGGCAGUGGCCAGGCAGGCCCUUGUCCAGCCCAGAGGUAAUGGCGGGCCAGAAAGUGUUCCCUCUGGAGCUCUAGGAGGGGAAGGGGGCCUGGUGUCGGACGUGUGGACGAGGCCAGGAAGCCCCGGUGACUUCCUGUGCCUAUAGGUGGGCACUGGGGUGUGGCCUCUAACGCCUGGGGGGGCAGAGGAGGGAGAUCCUAUAACUCCCUACCCUUGCCAUGGGGGUACCCAGCAAGAGGAACCCCAGCAAGAGGGAAUUCAUCCCUCGUUCCCCCUUGGGGAAGGCCCUGCUUGGGACUUCUCCCUCCCUCUCCCCCUGCAUGCUGGCCUCUCACACCAGGGCCCACAUCCCAUCCCAUGCCCUGCCUUGUCUCUGGAGCCCUGCCCUUCCGUUGCCCUGACCGCACAUCGGGCCUCUCCUUUGGUUGUGGAGACUGUUCUGAUGGUGAGCACGUGGUGUGGUGGGUGGAGGUGCCCGUGUGAUGGGAAAAACAAUGGGGCGAGUUGGAGUCCCCAGAGGAAGGCUGUGAGGGGCAGUGGGCGCCUGUGGACGCGUCUGCAUGAGAGGAAGGAAGGGGCUGAGAGGUAGGGUGUUGUGGUUCCUAAGGAUCCUGGCGUUUAGCAAAGCCUGCCUCUGCUUUUCCACUCCCCGGGCCUCCCAGGCGUCCCCCUGGGGAUCACUGAGGCUGGGGGAGGGGUCUGUGGAGGGAGGACGGCCCCUCAGGAUGCUGAGGUUUCCUCGCCUUUGCCAGCUCCUGCUCGGGCUCCCUCUGGAGUGGCCUUCAUACUGAGAAGAUUCUGUCCUGUCUCCCUGUGGAAGGAGGAGCUUGGGGUGCAACAGAGGCUGGCAGGAAUAUGGAGGCCACGUGACUUUUGAGUUCAGGGGGACGGGAGGCUGCAGCAAAAGGAAUUCCAGUUUAGGUGGAGACCUAGAGAGGAAUUGUUGGGGGCGUGGAUGUGCGUCAGAGGUGAGGCAGCUGUAGCGCGGGUUCUCAGAGCGAGGAGGGAGCUGGGAGGUGUUCACGUCCAUCCCCACACCCCUUUCACAAGGGAAUGGCCUCCGGGCGGCAGGAGCUGGUGCAGGCCCCAGGGAAGGUGGGAGGAGGGCUUUUGACAAAAUGUCCUCUCUUUAUACUGCUCUCGAGACUCCCAACCACUGACAGCCCCGCAGGAGGAAGAAGCCAGGCUUGGGUUCCUGCAGGAACAAGCGCAGGAGUGUAGGGACUGCCUCUGCCAGCCACUGGCCCAUGAGAGCCACCCCGAGGCUCGAAGUCAGCCGGGCCGGACAUUUGGGCGUCUUGGGCCACAGUGGCUUCCGUCCCCAGUCAUCACACACAAAUGGGCACGGUCUCUCCACCCAGGUCACCCACACCCAGCCCGUCUCCGCCUUCGCCCACUGCUAACGAGGCUGUCCGCAUGGCGCAAAAGCUCAGGCUGCACUUGCGCCAACUCUGCUGAGGACGGCCCGCCCAGGCGGCUGGGCUGCGUUGCCCUGAGGGACCUUGUCUGUGCCCUGCCAGCCCCUCUGCCUCCGGAGGGAAAGGUGUAGCUGGAAGGGUCGGUCUUGGGGAGAAGAGACGGAGCUAGAGCCGGGGAUGAGGAGAUGGGUGAGGAUGGCAGAGGGGGCUAUGGCUACUGCUAACUGUGCGUGCAUGGAGCUGACCCUCCUGGAGCGGCAGAGGCAGCUGUCGCCUGCUGGGGAGCAGGGCUUUCUGCCAGGCCCUCUCCCAGCCCCUGGAGGUUCUGGGUUGUAGUUUGAGGGAGCAGAGAGCUCCCCCUCCCUCUGCCUUUGUCUGGUGUGGCGUGGAGAGGGGCCUUCCUCUCGCAGAAGUGACAAGACCAUGAACUAGAUUCUACAAAGCCCUCCAGGGGCAUCCAGUUCCCUGGGGCUUAGGAUGGAAGCUGUUUGGGAGGACUGCCCUCGGUGGGAGUCCCACCCACAUCCUCUGAGGCCUGGAGCAGCUCAGAUUGCCCCAUCCUCACCCUCCAUCCUCACCCCCCAUUCAGCCCCUGUCCCCACCCCCGGAUCCUCACCGUAGGCCCCAGCCCAGCCAGUGUCAGCUGCUCCCUGUCUGCUGAGUGUCGAAGGGCAACUCAGAAGUUCUCUGGUCUGCUUAACAGCCGUCUCCUCCAGCCUCUCCCAGCCAUCCCUUCUCCGCAGGGCCAUCCAGUGGUGACUGUCACUUCCCCGCUACCCAGGUCUCUAACCCAGGGGCAGGGCUUUCUCCUCAGCAAGUCCCUUUGUCCCCGGCUCCCAGCACCCUGCCAGCAGCAUGUUUCCCUCCUUCCUCCACCACCGUUGGCCUCCAGGCCAGUGCGGCCGACACGUGAGGGUGGUGUGGAUCUCCCGGCCACGGAGCGAAGCCGGGUUUGCACCUGCAUGAGGCAGAAAUUGAAACCUGGGGACUCUCUCAGCAGCAGCCACAGACCCACUCACUCCUCCGGAAGAGGAAUCACAGAAGCGGCGGGGGGGGGGGGGGGGGGGGGGGGCAGGGAACAAACUUUCAAAGGAGAAAUUUCGCUUUAAUGACACCAUUAGUCAUUCGUUUUUUAAUUAGGAAAAGCUCCCUAAUGAGGCGUAAUAGGACUCUCCAUUUCCAUGAGAACCGCUCCUGCCCGGGGGGAUUAGGAGAGUCAUUGCUCACCAGGCCCAGCCUUUCCCCUGCGUCCAAUUUCAUUUGCAAAUAAUGCAGGUUCCCCAGGUGGCCGGAAGCCCCUUCCUGGCACCGUGCUCCCAGGGCUGGCUGGAAAGCACAGAUACUCACUCCUCUGCCUUAAAAAACUGCCCAACGCUCAGCUCUGCCCUCCCCACUCCCCCCAAGGAAGUAAGUGGAAAACAAACAAGAAACCAAGCUGCAAUGUUUGUUUCUAAAUAUUUUUGUAUUGUGUACAUUCUGUAUAUUUUUGUUGUAACAUAUUAUUUGACCACAGAUUCCAUUAAAGAUUUGUUUUUUUUAAGCCA
This is a messenger RNA of Pipistrellus kuhlii (Kuhl's pipistrelle), 4731 nucleotides long. RefSeq names its product rhomboid like 3 (gene RHBDL3). The coding region runs from base 130 to 1530 and encodes 466 amino acids. Lineage: Eukaryota; Metazoa; Chordata; Mammalia; Chiroptera; Vespertilionidae. The transcript is spliced from 8 exons. The record is from RefSeq and is a predicted model, not a curated record. Gene Ontology annotation, cellular component: membrane. Gene Ontology annotation, molecular function: calcium ion binding; serine-type endopeptidase activity.